Molecule: messenger RNA, 2925 nt
Organism: Trametes versicolor FP-101664 SS1
Lineage: Eukaryota; Fungi; Basidiomycota; Agaricomycetes; Polyporales; Polyporaceae
Exons: 2
Coding region: 30-2873 (947 amino acids)
Biological process (GO): retrograde vesicle-mediated transport, Golgi to endoplasmic reticulum; intracellular protein transport; Golgi organization
Cellular component (GO): COG complex
Source: RefSeq, a predicted model, not a curated record
AGCGUUCACGUUCACGGGCGUAACGCGACAUGGCAGCACAAGCACACGUAGCGGGACAAAAACAACCAGGAUCCGAUACCCACAUCACAAAUGGAAACGAGUCUGCGCUCGCGUCUUCCUCCGAGCUGCUGAGCUCUCUCGAGACUCAGCCAGACGUCGUAUCUUGGAUCAACGACAUACUCGGAGUCUCGGACGAGCCUGACGAUGCGGAACGGUCUACAGCACUGACGGACCUGGACCGACGCGUGUCGCACCUGGUCGGGACUCUUGAGAUUGCUUCUGAAGACACCUCCGCGCAGGUCGACAGGCUCAUCGAGGAUAUCUCCCGUGGCGCUUCGCGGCUCACGUAUGAUCUCCACUUCAUGCGCGAGAGUGCGCUUUCGUUACAAGGUAUCCUGCACAACGUCGAGGGCCAGUCAACGUCGUCUUUGGGGCCCGACACCGACGCUGCUCUGGAGAAGCUGCAUUACCUCGAUGUUGUCAAGCGGAAUAUGGAAGCAACGCGAGAGGUCCUGCGAGAGGCAGAAAGCUGGAGCACCUUGGAGAGCGAUGUCACCUCUCUUCUGGGGGAGAAGAGCUAUGAGAAGGCGGCCGAGAGGCUAUCGGAGGCGUCCAAGAGUAUGGCCGUGUUCGAGAACACCCCAGAGUACGACAGUCGACGGACGCUCAUGGUCAGCCUCCAAAACCAACUCGAAGCCUCGCUCAGCUCUGCCUUAGUUGCCGCCGUGAACUCUCAAGACGUAGUUGUGUGUCGAAACUACUUCUCAAUAUUCCGAAACAUCCAAAGGGAAUCCGAGUUCCGCAACUACUACUAUGGCUCCCGGCGAGGGCCACUCGUCGAGCAGUGGCAAAGCACCCGUCUGCGGGACUGCGAACCUGGUUCGCCCAUCGAACAGUCCGUCCUGAGCUUCCCAUCGUUCCUACCGACGUUCUACCAGGCUUUCCUAGCUAUCCUCCAAACGGAACGGACCUCUGUGCCAGCCAUCUUCCCAGAUCCGCGACCGACCCUCUCGGCCCUCAUCACCUCCACCCUCUCCGCGCUCCAGCCAUCCUUCUCUCAACGGCUCGAAGCGAUGUCCACUUACUACUCUGCAACAGCACUGGUCCAGCUCAUCUCAGCCUAUCGCGUUACAGAAGACUUCGCAAACUCCACGGAUAAGAUCAUGGAGAAAGUCAGCUACGCCACACCAGUCGCCGAAGGAGAUCGACCAGCCGGUGCUCAUCUCCGCCGACGCUCUUCUGCGCGCAUGUCGUUGUCGUUGUCCCGCCGCACCGGCAGCCAUCGCGCUUCUAUCAGCGGGACUGGUGCCCUGGUGCCCCCUACUCUGGACUGGGACCAGGAACUGUUCGAGCCCUUCGUUGACUUCCAAACCGACUAUGCCAGCCUCGAAACUCGCUAUCUCGAAGACGCGCUCAAAGCUGCGCUCUCUAGCAACUCGCAAGGUCGCGUUGACCAUGCCCGACUUCUUCGAGAACGCGCAGUCGAUAUCUUUUCGGUCGCGGAAGAGGCUAUCACGCGUUGUACGGCAUUCACGCACGGCUAUGGCGUACUGGGUCUCGUCCAAGCCGUGGACAAGCUCUUCUCCACCUUUGCAGACGAGUCGAGACUGGAGAUCCUCGAACGUCGGUCGGGCCAGAGUGGCCAGUCUUUGACAGCCUCCGCAUCAGGGGAGGAUCUCUCAGACCUCGAUUACACGGCGGAGGAUUGGGCGGACAUCCAGGCGCUGCUGCACUUCCUCGAGGCCGUCCGCACUCUCCUUGAUCGCACAGUCAUAUUCGAAGGCAAGCUGCGCGCGACCGUCACGCAGGUGUCGACGACACUGCGCCAGGCCCGGAACGAGCCUGUGAGCGCGUACCUGUCGGGCGCAAGCAGAGGCAAGUUGCAGCUGCUUAUGCAGUCGUCGCUUAACUCUGCGGAGCUGCACGAGCUGCUGAAUAAGGUCGAUCCGGAGCCAUCCUUCCAGACCCAGUCGAGGGGAGACGGAUUCCUCGCACCGACGCCCCCAACCCCAGAUGCGCGGCGCUCGCCCCGCACGUUCGCAGUUCCCCACCCGACACUCGUGUCCACCCCACCGCUCCUCGUGGGUGCGCGCAGCGCAAUCUCCGAGCUCGCCAGGACCUGCCAGCAGGCGCUCCAAGACACCAUCCUCUCACCCCUGCACAAGUACCUCGCCUCCUACGCAGCGUCUACGCUCUGGUCUGCUGCUGGCGACCCCAAAGGCCGACGUCCACUAGCCGGCGGCGGCAGCGCACUAAGCGAGGUGCAGGUCCCGACAUUCUCGCUCUCGCCGAGCAGCACUAUGCAGCACGUGGCCGAGGGCCUGCUCAACCUACCGCGCUUGUUCGAGGUGUACGCAGACGACGACGCGCUUGCGUUCUCCCUCGAGACGCUCCCGUCCGUCAGCGCGGAGCUGCUCCGCGGACUGGCCGAGCAGACUCCGCCUGCGGAUGCUGUCCUCUCGUCCUCACUCUCGCAUACACGCCGCUCGCCCUCGCUCUCGCUCAAAGCCUCGCCAACGCCCUCUGCAGCAGGCGUGCUACCCCCGCCGACGUUCACCCCGGAGGCGGUGUCCGCGGCAUGGCUCUCGUCGCUCGGCCUCUCCCUGGUUUCGCGUCUCACUGCAGACGUGCUUCCGCGUAUCGCCAAGCUCACGCCCGCGGGCGCGGCGCAGCUCGCCUCGGACCUAGGCUAUCUCUCAAACAUCGUCAUGGCUCUCAAUGUCGAGUCGCCCGAGCUGGAGAAGUGGCGAGAGUGGGUCGACGUAGAUGACGCGGCGGGCAAGGAGAAGCUCAAGGAGGCGAGAGAGGGCCUCGCACCGGGAGAGACGGAAGACCCGGUGGUAGCCACGGUGGUGAAGUUACGAGGUUGGUAGCCGAUGUAUGACUGUCAAUAACCGUGGUGAGCUUGUUAAUCUCAGGUGUUCA